GUUUGACAUGUGAUGGCAGUGAAACCUUGGUAACAGCUAGCACAGGCUUUACGUGAUUGAGUGUGCAGGCACAGAGAGAAAGGAGGUCCUCAUACGUCACUCCAAAGGUGGCUUUAUGGAAGAAUGGAAAGCAAUGCAGAGCUAUCAGGCGUCGCUCAGACACUGUGGGACAAUGACGUAAACAGACUUCAACCAGGGAUUGAUUACAAGAUUUCCCUUCAGGAGCAAGCGGGACAAACUUACACAGACGUGACCGGCAAAACUUCAUUUCCAUUGUUCCUUUUCGUGAACGAGGAUGCUUUUAAGAAGAAAACUUUUUCAGCUUUCAUUUCCCUACUGGAUAAUUACGAGGCUGACACAGGACGACCUGAGAUCAUCACUGCAGAGGAGGAAAGUGAAAUCCACAGCUUUUUGGAUGCUCUAAUGGAGACCACAGUGCUGCAGAUUGCUCACAAUUAUUUAAUCAAGAAGGGGAGGGCGAAAGUGAGCAAAGAAGAAUUCAAAUGGCAAUUAUAUGACAUGUGGUUCCGUCUAUAUACCCGUCAAGGAUCCCAUCAGCCCAAUUCAUCUGGUUUUGAGCACGUGUUUGUUGGUGAAACCCGUGGUGGACGGAUGGUCAUUGGAUUCCACAACUGGAUCCAGUUCUACCUCCAGGAGAAGCUUGGUCACGUGGACUACAGGGGGUACACCAUGCCCAACAGCCAGAUCAAGCCGGAUGAGAACAAGCACCUGAUCACGCUGCAGUUCACCUGGAAGAAGGGGGUGAAGCCCCAGGGCAGCUGCUUCCUGGGCGUGAGCCCCGAGUUUGAAUUCGCCCUGUACACCAUCAUUUUUCUCAUUUCACCAGAUCGCCAGCUCAAGCUCAGGUUCAGUCAGUACGAAGUUGUGAUCGUGUGUCACAGCAACAAGCAGAAGAACAUUGAGACCACCUACCCCAUUCUGCUGCGCUAUCUAACCAUCAACUCAUGGAGGUGAAACUGAACCUCGAGGAAUC
Messenger RNA from Pristis pectinata (smalltooth sawfish), 994 nucleotides. It is a transcript of the gene endou2, whose product is annotated as endonuclease, polyU-specific 2. Lineage: Eukaryota; Metazoa; Chordata; Chondrichthyes; Rhinopristiformes; Pristidae. The transcript has 7 exons. Bases 124 to 975 code for a protein of 283 amino acids. Gene Ontology annotation, molecular function: RNA endonuclease activity. The record is from RefSeq and is a predicted model, not a curated record.